AUGGCACGACUCGAAAAUAUGGAAGAAGAGCUUCUGCGGACCAAAAAAGUAUGUCUUUACACUCGGAAUUGUCGUGUAGUUUUUAAUUGUUGGUAUGAAAAUAUCUUUUUUCACAUUAAUGGAAAUACUUUUGGCCAGACGUAUUUUACAAACCUUUUAUUUUUAUUUUCAGAGCCACUCAUUUGCAAUGCGAGAGAUCUCAAUAAUGAGAACAAGGCUCAAAGUUCUCGAGAAGGAGUGCAAAAAGAAGGAUCAGCAGAUUGACGAGCUCAUGAAAGAUGAGGUGAGCAUUACUAGUCGCGGAAAAAAGUCCUGGGAUUUUUCUGCGACUCUGCACUGUGCAUGAACCCGAAAAGUGCUUUUGCACAGUGCAAUUUUGUUGAUUUUGCCUUAUUGUCGCGCGCGAUUCCCGCGACAAAUCAACUUUUCGGAGCGCGACGGAAGUUGGGGGGCGCGAGAAAAUCCCAGGACUUUUUUCCGCGACUAGUAUCAGCGCCGUAUUUUGAAAUUCUUUUAAUUUAUUCUAGCAGUAGCCCUCAAUUUAUCCUUCUCUCUUUUCUAUGCAUGUGCGUGCUCUAAACAAGCCGUAUUUUGAUUGCCAAAAUUUUGCCUUGAUAAUAUGCUUUCAUGGAGUAUUGAGCAACCUUGUGGCGUAAGAUACAAGGAGAAUUGUCCAUUCUCUUGAGUGAAUUUUGCACCGAAAGACUUGUAUUUUCCUUUGAAAUGUUGCACUGAUCUUUAGAUUCGAAAAGUGCCAUGCAUUUUUCCGCUCCAGAUCUAUGAAGUUGUUAAUAUUUCUUCAAAGUGUUAGUUGCAUUGAACCUCAUUUUCAUCUCUUUGGAACUCAAUUUAAACCUAUCUGCAUUGCAAACGCUUUUACAACCCCUUUCAUCAAACCAUCUUAUUUGCAAUCCAUACAGUUUUCAUUAACCAUUUCAGCCCAUCUCCAAAUCCGAGCAAAAGAUCCGUCAUCUCUCGCUGAAACGAAAGGUUGUCCAAUACGAGCGGGCAUUGCGUGAAAAAUCGGAAGAAGUGGCCAAGCUCCUCUCUGAUCGGAAUGUGGCCAAAGCCGCCGAAACUCGUCAACGAAUGGAGAAAUUGGAAGCCGAAUGCGCUCGACUAAAACGGCAUCUAAAUGAGAGUGUUCCUGAAUCGGAGUUCCUCAGAGAAAAGGAUCAGUAUAUGGAUAUAAUUGCGAAUUUGACUGAAGAAAAUAUGCAAAUGAGGCAGAUCAUUGGAAAAUAUCAAAAUGAAAAGUCUGGUGAGUUAACUUGAAAAGCAUGAAUAUUCAAAUUUUAGAAGAAAUCCUGAGAGAUGCGGACAACGGAUUGAGCGAUGAGGCUCUGCUCAAUGACUUGAGAAAUUAUGCAUUGUCGCAGAAGUAAGUCAUCGUGCUUAUGGCAUCUAUAGAGAUAAAUAUUGAUGGCAAUAAACAACUUGUUCUUUGUUUGCAAUAAUAUCAGUCUGUCUGGAAAAUAAUGAGCGCAUUGUCGCUGUGCCGAUCGCGUGGCUGAAGUGAAGAUCAAUUUGACUUUGCCAAUUCAUUUUCUCUGUGGCGAUGCGAUUUUUCGAUGCGGCAUUAUACUCAUUAUUUUCCCGGCAGACUGAUACAUAUAUACAUUAAAAAACAAUAGAAUUUUCGCUUGAAGUAGCUAUGUGUCUUGGCCAGAACAAACGAAAAAUUUGCCAAGCUCACAGAAAAUUUUUCUCUACAUAAAUCACAGGCUUGCCAAUACAGCCCACCAAUUUCAGAGCAGACGCCCAAAACUACCGGCGAGCCCUUGAUCGCCUCAUAAAACAACGUCAUUCAGCUCCAAUUCCCACAAAGCCGAAGAUUCGAAGUGCCUCGGCAGCGCCAGUCCGACGAAAGAUCUUCAACAAGAAACCGUUGGCAAAAACUCAAUCCGAGGCGAUCAAAGAAAGUCGCAGCAAAUCGACGGAUGUGUUGAACCAAGUGAGGCGACGGGUAUCUGAGCAACAAAUGAGUGCUCCAGAGCUGCCAAAACAUGAAGAGAUGGGGAAGGAAUUCUUGUUGCCCACUGGGCAUAAAGGAUAUGCAAUGUACAGGUAAAUAUUUGAAGUUUUCAGGUAUUUUGAAGGUUAUUUUUAUGUCGGUGGGAAAUUCUCAUAGCCCUUAGAAGGUUGUCUUAUAAUUCUACUUUUAUUUCUUCUCUUUCUUGCGUUAUAUUCUCUUUUCGCCAGGCUAAACUUGAGCCAUUUUGAGCUAAAUCAUGAGUUUCUCCUAUCUAAUGUCCUUGCCGAAAAAAAAACUUCAACAACUUUCCAGACACGCCAUAGAUUCCGACGACUCCGAGGUUGACGACGAAGAAAACCAUGAUAAUUCUCACGACUACAACGGGGGCCUUCAUCAUGCCGAGUAAGUACUCAAAAACUCAUCUGUUUUGACUGAUGGUUAGUUAAGUUAUAACGAAUCGGAACUAAGUAGCGGCUCCACAUCAGAUCUACCGCAAGAGCUGUACGACGCCAAAGGGAGGAUCUACUUUGUCGAGAAAGACGGGGAAGGGGGAAUUUUGAGCGGAACAACUCCGGAAUACAUGCCCGACCUGCCCGAUGGGGAUACUGGAACGCCGACGGAGGAAAGUCAGGAUUAUGGGGAUGAUAUCACACUGGUUAAUUAUAAGGAUGAACUUGAUGGAGAGUCUACUAGACGAGUGGAAGUGAGGAAAGUGCAGGAGAAAAGGGAGAUUGUUGAGAUCGAGUCGGAUGGGCCAACGGAGAAGGGAGUGAUCAUGGAGAGCUGGUUUGACAAUGCCGAUAUUACGGUAAGGAACUUAGUUAGCAAAAACUGUAACAGGGGUAUCAAUGAAACAUGUACAGGGUGUUCAGAGAAAUGUGCCGGAAAGUUUUUGUCGAUUUCUUGGCGCUCAAUCAAGAUAUCCGAAAAAUUCUUUUUGCAGGAUAAAGAAGAAUAUGGGCGGUUUUUUGUGCAAAAGAAUCAUUUUCUCCGCGAGCGCGGAAGGCAGUGUAUUCGGCGGAGACUUUUGAUCGCUUUUUUGAUCAUCGCACCAACUUUAAACGCUUUAUUAAGAACUUUGAUGGUUGAAACAAAGAUAUUUGCACAUUUUCAUGUUUACCAUGUGUUCGGCGAAGGUAUGGCGGACGCUCGCCGAAUCGGACGCUCAAUUUUUACCAAUUGAAGUUAGCAGAGACAUGGGCCAAAAACUUUUUUCUCUCUGCCAGCUCUUCGAAUUUCAUGUAUUCUCUCGCUCUCUGGUAGAGAAAGAUUAUAGAAUCUUCUUGCUUUCUCCGCAGGUAGUGAUAUACUGCGAGUAUUGCCGCAACGCAGAGACAAAAAUGGAACGUAGCGUGAGCGGGACACUCCCAUGUGAGAGACAUUAGAUAAUUUGACGUUGCAGUAUGCAGCAAGAGCUUACUAUUUUGCCAUCUACAACCUUAUGCUACUCGUUUUACAAGCCUUACAUCAUUUUCUAUUAAAAAUUCUUUAGCGCUAUUUAGGAAUGUUAAAAUCCCGCUAAUCCUGAAUUUGACACAUUUAUCUCUUAUAAAUAUCAUACACAUAAACCAUUCCUCUGUUCGUUUUUAAGCACUAUUAUUUCCAGGAGCAUAAGCGAGAGUCCGCGGUGACUGCUUUCGUGAGAGCUGUCAAGUGUCACGUCCUCCGGCAGAAAAUGGUCAGUGUCCGGAAAUAA
Messenger RNA from Bursaphelenchus xylophilus (pine wood nematode), 3671 nucleotides. The record is from the annotation of a GenBank genome assembly. Lineage: Eukaryota; Metazoa; Nematoda; Chromadorea; Rhabditida; Aphelenchoididae.